Messenger RNA from Cucurbita maxima (winter squash), 1835 nucleotides. Its product is annotated as serine/threonine-protein kinase-like protein At3g51990. The record is from RefSeq and is a predicted model, not a curated record. Gene Ontology annotation, molecular function: protein kinase activity; ATP binding. NCBI's taxonomy places the organism in Eukaryota, Viridiplantae, Streptophyta, Magnoliopsida, Cucurbitales, Cucurbitaceae. Gene Ontology annotation, biological process: protein phosphorylation. The transcript has a single exon. Gene Ontology annotation, cellular component: plasma membrane. Bases 204 to 1556 code for a protein of 450 amino acids.
UUAGUGGGAUUGUUGAAGAUAAGGAAUUGAAUACCGUAUAUACGCAAAUUACUUGGAUUCCUUUGGGUUUUGUUUUCUUCUUCAUUACAUUUCAGUUCUCAUCGGGAUUCGGAGUUGCAGAGCUCAUAUAAUCAUCCAAUCCCCAAGGAGAAGCGGUUUAUCGAUCUUCAAACCACUGUGAGUUUACACAUUGAUUUGAUUUGAUGGGUUAUCUUUCUUGCCGAGCGGAAUCUUCAAUUUCGACUUCGAAUUCGUUAACCCCUUCGUCUUCAAGAAAUUCGUCGCAGAAAUCAGAGAAACCCAUUAAGAUCCAACAGUUUGAUUACAGUGAUCUCGAGGCCGCCACUAAUGGCUUCUCCGAUCAGAAGCUUUUAGGUAAAGGCAGCCAUGGAUAUGUGUAUAAAGCUGUUCUUGGUGGACGUCUUGUGGCGGUGAAGAAACCCUCUCGAGCUCAGAUUCUUGCUCCUUCCCGCCCUGUUUCGUUGUCGUCUUCAAUGGCUUCUUAUGAAAUCGCUAACGAAGUCGAUAAUGAGAUCGAGAUUUUGUCCAAAAUUCAGAGCCCUGGAUUGGUUAAUUUGGUGGGUUUUACAAAUGAUUCCAGAGAUAGGCUUCUGGUGGUUGAGUUCAUGAGCAAUGGUACUCUUUAUGAUGUGAUUCAUUCAGGUACGAGACCCCUUUAUUGGGGUCGAAGGAUUAGAUUAGCUUUGCAAACUGCCAAGGCCAUUGAAACACUCCAUGCUUCAAACCCCCCUGUAAUUCACAGAGAUAUCAAAUCUGCUAAUGUGUUGAUUGACAGGAAUUACAAUGCUAGGUUGGGGGAUUUCGGGUUGGCGAUUCAGGGCCAUGCCGAUGAUUAUCGACUGCGGUCGACGCCUCCAGCAGGCACCAUGGGGUACCUUGAUCCUUGUUAUGUGACCCCUGAUAAUUUAAGCACUAAAACUGAUGUGUUUAGCUUUGGGAUUUUGUUGUUGGAGAUUAUCAGUGGAAGGAAGGCUAUUGAUGUUGGAUAUUCCCCUCCUUCCAUUGUUGAUUGGGCUGUUCCUUUAAUUAAGAAAGGGAAGCUAAUGGCUAUUUAUGAUCCAAGAAUUGCUCCUCCAAAAGACCCCAUUGUUACAAAGCAAUUGGCUGUGAUUGCUGCUAAAUGUGUGAGGUCUUGUAGAGAAAGGAGGCCUUCCAUGAAAGAUGUGGUUGUUUGGCUUACUGGGUUGAGCAAAUUGGUUCCUCUGCAUUCAUGGAAUGGCUUUAACAAUCCAUGUUUGAUGGUAGAGACCGUAGGACGACCCGUUGAAACGAGAAAUUCGUCAUCGAAUUUGAGAAGUCAUAGUGUCGAGGAUGGCGAUUUGGAUAUAAUGUCACGGCGAGAUAUUAAGAACUCGAGGAGAGUUUACUCUGAUUUGGGUAUCAGUAAUAACUUGAUGGAUCUCAUGGCUUGUAUUGAGGAAGAGUCCGGGUUUCGGAACGUGGCUAACCGUGUUGAGUCUCAUUCGAGAUUGUCGAACCGGUUCUUUAGUUCGAGAUUUGUUAGUAGAAAGAAUCAUGAAUUUGAAGGCAAAUGAUAUGGUUGGUGGCUUGAAGAUUCAAUUCAAUUAUCUGCCAUUGCAUCAGAGCUUGAGUGGCUUGUGACUGGUGCGCUUCUCUUUCUUGCAAAUUUCAAAUUGUAGGUAAUUUUUUUGGUAGCUUGGCUUUCUUCUGAGUUCAAUUAAAUGAUAUCAAGCUUGGUUAAUUCUAUAUCAUGGGCACAUUGCUGAUGUUCCCCAUAUUUGUUCAUUCUGUUCUUAAUUGAUUGUUCAUUCUGUUCUUAAAUAUUCUUUUCAAUGCCAUUCAAGUUGUUAUCU